Messenger RNA from Caenorhabditis briggsae, 2529 nucleotides. The transcript has 9 exons. The record is from RefSeq and is a predicted model, not a curated record. NCBI's taxonomy places the organism in Eukaryota, Metazoa, Nematoda, Chromadorea, Rhabditida, Rhabditidae. Bases 1 to 2529 code for a protein of 842 amino acids.
AUGGCGUCCGUGCUUUCAUCCUUCUUUCAGAGAGAUCCGAAAUCUCAGUUUCCCUAUGACAUUCCGACAGAAGAACAACAUUUUUUCGAUAGAGUUUCAAUCGGAAACAGUUUUAAAAAAGCUGAACCUGGAGAACUUGCAACAAUAUUCUGGGACAAUCGGAGUUCUACAUUAAAACAGCAAGCUCAGAAGUUGAAGACCAUGCGCCACCCCAAUAUUAUAACCUAUCUAGAUAGUAUUGAACUCGAAGGAACUUUUUACCUCGUCACUGAAAAGUGUAAACCAUUAGAGCUCUAUUUGAAAGAAGCGGGUCUUACCGAAAGCCAGCAAGAGUUCGUCGUUUCAUGGGGAAUGUUUCAGUUACUGAACGCAUUGAAAUUCAUGCACGAGGCAAAACUGAGUCAUGAAAAUAUUAGAAAGGGGGUUUUCGUCACUGCCGGAGGUGACUGGAAGAUUGGAGGACUCCAUUUGGUUACCGGUUUCACAAGUCCUCAAACUGAUCUUAAUCAAUUGGCUAUUGUACUUUGGGAAGUUUUUAAUGGAUUCAACGAAGCCAUCACAAGACCACAAGCCCCUGGAAAGAUUCCACAACGGAUACAUGAAUUGUACAAAAAAAUUGGAGCACAAUCAGCCUCGCGAUUAACUGUUUCUGAUAUUAUUAAAGGUACGAGUAAAUCUUUUGAGAGAAAUUGUCAGAAAAAAAUGUUUUCAGAAUAUCGCCUCACAGGAGGAUAUUUGAAAAACAAAUUCGUCGAUACUCUUUUGUUCCUGGAAGAAUUCGAAUUGAAAGAAGCGAGUGAAAAACAAUCGUUCUUCAUGCAUCUUCGAGAAAAUAUCGAUAUUUUCCCUGAAGACGUGGCGAAGUACAAGAUUCUUCCGAAAUUGAUUCUGACGUAUGAAUACGGAGAUGCUGGACCGAACAUUCUGAUUCCACUCUUCAAAUUGGGACGUCUUCUAGAUGAAGCCGAAUAUCAAAGAACCAUUGUUCCGUGUUUAUGCAAGUUGUUCGGAAGUCCCGAUAGAACGACCAGAGUUAAAUUGCUCGAAAGAAUCGACGAAUUUGCUCCGCAUCUGACUCAACAAGUGGUGAACGAUAAAAUCUUUGCGAAUCUUACGUCAGGUUUCUUGGAUACCAACCCAGCAGUUCGUGAAAGCACGGUGAAGGCAAUGGUUUCUCUUGCGGAGAAGUUAAAUUACAACAAUUUGAAUAUAGAAUUGAUGAAAUAUCUUGCCCGAUUACAAGGAGGAGAUGAGCACGGCGGAAUCAGAACGAACACUACAAUUUGUCUAGGAAAAAUUGGACAUCUUUUGGCACCAGCGAAACGACAAGGAAUUCUGAUCAGUGCUUUUACCAGAGCAUUGAAAGAUCCAUUCGCACCAUCUCGAAUGGCUUCUGUUCUUGCUCUUUCCGCAACACAACACUUUUAUCCGAUUGCGGAAAUUGCGAACCGCAUUGUUCCAUCUUUGAUCCCUCUGACAUGUGAUCCUGAGAAGCAAGUGAGAGAUCAAGCAUUUAAAGCGGUUCGUGGAUUCCUUGAGAAGCUUGAAAAAGCAUCAGAAAAUCCAGCGUGUAUUCCUGAACUGGAGGCUGGAGUUAAAGCAGGAGCAAGCUCCAUUCUGGAUCAUGAGAAAGUACCACAAUGGGCUAGUUGGGCAUUGAAAUCGUUAUCUGGCAAGUUUUACAAAGGAACUCCACCUCCAGAAGUUAAACCAGGAACUUCUGGAGCACCGGGAGCCCAGCCGGCUGCUGGGGCUGCUUCUUCAAGACCAGUUACUCCGAAUUCAUUGGCCGAGAAAGAGAAAAAUGCUGUCAACAAACCAGUUCCAACGAAGCCUGCGACGAAUGAUGGUUGGGGAGAUUUGAACGACGGUGGAGAUAUGUUCGCAGUAAAAGAUUCAAGCAAUUCAAUUACUGAUGAUUGGGCAGAUAUUAAUCCAAAAUCAAAUGAUGUUGAUGAUUGGGGCGUAGGAUGGGAUACUCCGAUUGCAACUGCUUCAUCUUCACCGAUUCCUGGAGUCAAAAAGUCUUCAUCAGGAAAUUUGGCUGUUAAGAAGCCAACCAUCGGACGAUUGAAUUUGCCAAGCUCUGCAUCAGCUCAAAAUAAAACGAAGAAAGCCAUUGACGAUAAUAUCGAUGCCCUUCUUGGAAUAGCGGCACCUCCACCGGCUUCUUCAGCUGUCAAACCGAAUUCCCUGAAUUCUCUGAUGAACAGCUCAUUGUCUUCAACAACUAAUACAAAUAACUCUGGUUGGGGUUUUGAUGAUCCACUGCCCACAAAAAACACAUCAUCCGCUAAUCAAGGAUGGGAUGAUGAUGGUUGGGGAAGCAACAGUAUGACGACCAAUGUGCUUCAGCCGACCCCUGUCCUUCAGCCUACAAAAGUGAAGGAUGAUAAAGAAGCUCGUCGAGCUGAAAUGCAAGCAAGAAACGAAGCCCGCCGUAAGGAGCAAAUGGAGCGCAAGAAGUCUUCUGGUGCAAUGAAAUUGGCUUCAGUCGAGAAGAAAAUGGAUGAUUUUGCUGAUUGGUGA